Molecule: messenger RNA, 1911 nt
Organism: Drosophila ananassae
Lineage: Eukaryota; Metazoa; Arthropoda; Insecta; Diptera; Drosophilidae
Exons: 4
Coding region: 564-1172 (202 amino acids)
Source: RefSeq, a predicted model, not a curated record
AUAAGUAACUGCCUAGGGAGAGUACAGUCCCACAAGGGAGAACCUUAGCCAACUUUAAAAAUACCCAUAUUCCAAAAAAAACUCAUCAAAGCCUGACAAUACAUUUCGUAUUGUUACUUUUUAAUCCGUAACAAUCCGGCCAAUGUAACUAUCUAACAGGUUGCUGAAAGAGUACAAUGAGUGCGACCUUGUAAGGAAAGCUGGACCCCACGUCGAAUAAAGCCGUCCUCGUCGGGCCGGCAACUGCAGCUGCCCGUUAUGUGAUAAUUUAUCAUAUUUUUAGCGUCAGCCUCUAACAAAUUAUACGAGGGAGCUCGGAGUUUGGGAGGGCCAAGGAGAGCGAGAUUUGUCGCUUGGGUAAACUUUGGAACAGAGCAAUUUAAUUACGCCGAGAGGCUACAUCCGAGAAGCACCUGGGUGGAGUGAAGUCCCAUCAGAGCUUGACGCAGAUUGGAGUUUGAAGUUGCAAUAAUAGAGGCACUGAUUCCUUGCUACUGAUAUUGACGAAUUUAGUGCAAAUGGGAAAUUGAUGGUGUUAUAAUGAAUGAGACUGCUUUACCCGGAUGGGGGAACGCACCCAAUACCAUACAACUAGUCGAGUAAACGGGGCUGACGCUAUGCAGAUCCGUAGAGCUAUCCUCUUCGGGUUCAUCAUUUUUUCGACAUGGCCACGUCAUGAGGGUCACAAGUCGCUAAAUUCAUUGCUAUUUCGAAAAAUUGUCACCGGGUUUAACACAAAGUAUAUCUCCCUGUAUGAAUCGGAAAUCAGCCAGGACCACUCCAUGGUAAACUUCACUUUGAACUUUUCGCGGAAUAUUACUGUGGACCUGUGGCUAAGGGCAGCGAUUGGACAGCAGGUGUCUAAAAGGGAGGACACCUACCGAGAUGUUUUUUCGUACAACGUCAACCUCUGCCAGGUGAUGGGAAGAGGCAAGGGCAACAGCCUCAUCAACUACUGGAUGAACAAUGUUCUCCGGCAGUCCAAUAUGCCACGGAGCUGUCCCAUUCCGGAGGGAAAUUACUACAUGCGCAACAUUCGAUCAGAAAAAGAAACUAUUCCCCGAUUCAUCCGUUCGGGUAGCUUCCGGAUAGACUCGAAUCUUUACCUCAGACAAUGGAACAACGACAACCUGACGAACACGGUCUUCUACAUCGACAUAAAAAUGAAGUGAAUGGGAAACAGUUUCCGGAAAAAGGGUUCACCUCAAAUUCACACCAAAUGUCACUUUAAAAAUCAAUGAAUUAUUGAAGGGAUCAAAUCUCCCCUGACUAACACAACUUCUCACUUCCCAUUCGCGCAAAUCGUUGCACGUGCAAUUCGCAUAAAUAAAUUAAUGGCCCCACUGAGAAGGACGAGGACCAGGGUGCGGAUGCGUCCUGCGACACGGACACCGGCGGCGUUUGAAGUCCGGAACCUGAUUGGGGCGAGCUGCAAGCUGCGAUUUAUGCGAGAGCGCAAACUAUUGCGAAAUAAUUUAAACACUGUCAAUAAUUGUUUGUGGACAAAGUAUUUCUCCAUCGAAAAGUUUUCGUCCUUGGGUCCUGGAGCUUGGCGCCUUCGUCCGGCUUCUCUCGACACGUUUGCACGCGCUCCCAAGGAUGCCACGAAUUUCUUUUCUUUGCAUUGCCAUCAAUUGCACUUCCGAUGGCGGAGUGAUGGAGCAGAUAGCAAUUUCUUGUACUUUGUUGGCGCCUUGGAGGAGGCUGGAGCUGCCCCCAGCUGCUGUAGUUACGACCUAACCAUUUUGAGCAUCUUUCAAAUAAAUGCGCUGGGAAGCCGGAGAGCCGAAGGACUUGGGGCAGGAUGUAGGAGUGGCGUCGUGUACUCAAGGAAAUUGCCAUCAUUAUGCUUGUCGCAGUUGCUGUGCUUUGUGUUCAAUAAAGUUUAAUGUUUGUUUGGCGUGAAAUUGA